UCUGGGGUGCUCUGUUUCAUUAGCAUUUGGCUUGUUUUAGUGUGAUGCGAUCGAGAAUCCCCAGAUUUCACUGUGAUCGGAUUUGAAGUCUCUGGCUAGCUUGUGGUUUGUUGCUCUCUGUAUUUACUAUAUUGUUGAAUUAAAUUAUAAGUUUGUAGUUCAAUGGAACAAGAUCAGGAAUUCAAGUAUUCUUGCAAGUUUUGUGGCAAGAGCUUCCCCUGUGGUAGAUCUCUGGGUGGUCACAUGAAGUCUCACUUGAUCGACAACAAUUCGAAAGAUGAUCAGAAGUUCAUCAACAGCAGAGUUAAAUUCUCCUCUCUUAGCCAUUACACUGAGAUGGGUUCGGAAACUGGUCCUCAAGCAGGUUAUGGCCUCAGGGAAAACCCGAAGAAAACUUGGAGAAUUUCAGGUUCAAAUGAGGAAGCCUUAGUUUAUGGUAAUAAGGUAUGCAGAGAAUGUGGGAAAGGGUUUCAAUCAUGGAAAGAUCUGAUUGCUCAUAGGAAGUCUCACUCAAACUCGAGUACUAAUAGCUUCGAGAACGAACAAGAUUCUGAGACUAGCAGUAAAGUUGUGGACAGCCAAUCUGAAAAUGAGACUACUAAUACUUCAAGGAUAAGACCCAGAACAUCUAGGAGAAGAAGUACAAGGUACACGGGCACUACUACUAAAACCUCUUCUUCUAAAUUCUCUGUUGUAAAUAAUAAUGCUUCUUCAUCUAUUACUGAAAUUGAGCAAGAGCAACAAGAAGAGGUUGCUUGGUGUUUACUGAUGCUCUCAAGGGAUGUGGGUCACUGGGGUGGCAUAAAAUAUGCUGCUGUUCUUGAUCAGAGUACUUCUGAUAAUGAUUCAGGGUUUUCAGAUGAUCCAUCAUCCCUCAAGAUGAAUCGGUUGUCUGAAAUCAACGGUGCUGCUCUUGAGAGUUUGAAAAUGAAGAAACUAAAGAAGAAGAUGUUAGAAGAGGAAGUUUCCGUUGGUGGUUUUUCCAAAAGUGACAAAACAAAGAAGAGUUUGAUACUGGAGAAAAUUGAGUUAGCUGAAGCUCAAUUAGGUUCUGACAAGUUCAAUUCAAGCAACACGAGAAAGCUUCAAGAUUCUUAUGAACAUUCUUCUAAGAGGAGUAAGUAUGAGUGUGGUACUUGCAACAAGGUUUUUAAGUCAUACCAAGCUCUAGGAGGCCAUAGAGCUAGUCACAAAAAGAUCAAAGGAUGCUUUGCUUCUAAGAUUGAGAGCAGUGAAAACACCACUGAUUUUGACACAGACAUCUCCAUUGAUCAUCCAAUUGCAUCAGAUCACAGUAAGCUCAGUAAUCUCAUUCAUCAUCAAGAUGUUGUAAAAGCUGAGAGCAUCAAUACAAAGAGUAAGGGGCACUCUUGUCCAAUCUGCUUAAAGGUUUUCCCAACUGGUCAGGCAUUGGGUGGUCACAAGAGAUCACACUUGAUUGGUGUUUCAGCUGAAAGUAGUAAGAACAACCAGAGAAACGUAGUGAUACCCAAGCCAGCAACUCCUGAAGUUAGAGGCUUUCUUGAUCUCAACCUUCCUGCUCCUGUUGAAGAAGACAGCAGUAUCAACCAUGCUGCUACUGCUCCUGCACAAGCCUUUAAACCAUGGUGGGCAGGAAGCAACCAUAAGCCUUAUGAAGCUCUUGUUUCAUAGGUUAAUGUCCCUAUUCAUGCCAACACUUAUUUUCAAGUUGGUGCAUAAAUUUAUAUAUCGUAUGCUCCGAUCCACUGGUUAAAGAAACAAUAGAGCAACUCUUACUUCAUACUGGUUUUACAAUAAAGAUUCGAGGAUGUACAGAUACAUAUUUCUCGAUAUCGAUUCAUUCAUUC
Argentina anserina (silverweed cinquefoil) is the source of this 1829-nucleotide messenger RNA. RefSeq names its product zinc finger protein ZAT9-like. NCBI's taxonomy places the organism in Eukaryota, Viridiplantae, Streptophyta, Magnoliopsida, Rosales, Rosaceae. The record is from RefSeq and is a predicted model, not a curated record. The coding region runs from base 163 to 1653 and encodes 496 amino acids. The transcript has a single exon.